AUGGGAGCCUGUGCGAGCACACCUAAGGAAUCUGAUAUCCUUGAAACCCCUGCCACUACUGAAAACGCUGUCGUUGAGUCCACGAACGUCGUCGAAACCGAAGCUGUAUCUCAGGAGAAAGCAGAUGAAGUGGUUGCAGAGAAGAAAGAAGAGUCUGUUGUAGAUGAAACAGAGACACAGAAGGAAGCUGCACCAGCCAAACCAGCUGAGGCCGAGACAGCUCCAGAGGCUGUGAAGACCGAAGAAACUCAAGAAGUUGCCGUUAAUGAGAACGCUUCUUCUGAGACUGAGGCACCAAAACAAGAGGAGGCUGCAACAACAGCCAAUGACACCAAAACCAAUGAAGAGCCUCUUGUAACCCUUUAA
Messenger RNA from Eruca vesicaria subsp. sativa (arugula), 366 nucleotides. The record is from the annotation of a GenBank genome assembly. Lineage: Eukaryota; Viridiplantae; Streptophyta; Magnoliopsida; Brassicales; Brassicaceae.